ACCAAAACGGAAAAGAUGGUUUCCUCUCUGAGUACUGUUCGAUCCACGCCUUCUCGAACCAGUCUUGCACCUUAUAAACGUCAGGUAACCCUUCACGGUUCGUCAAUUUCACUCCCGAGAAAUGGGUUCUCUCCGUUGAAGAUAGCUUGCCUUCAAUCUAGUAUGCACUUCAACAACUUCUCUACGCCUUUUUAUCCCCAAUUUUGAUAAAAUGGUUUGUUAUGUUUUCUGGGUUUUAGUCCUUUUGUUGAACAGUCCUUGUUUCUGCAUAAUAGAAUGUUCCUCUGAUUUGGGUGUUUCAUGAAUCAUGUUGUACUAUUGAAUUUGAAAUGCGUGGUUUGGUAGCUUUAUGAAUGCCUUUCAAUGUUGUCGACCUUUGUUUGGUUUUUGUUUUUAAGUGUGUAAUAUUAUUCAUUUGGUUCACGUUUAUAGCCAUUUCAAAGAAAUAUUGUAAUCUUGAGCUCCUACUUUUCAGUGUAUUUGUUAACAAUGGUGGACUCCAUAAUGGCUUUUUGCAGUGCUUGCACUACUAUAGUUAAGCUUACUUAUUCUGCAAGUGGACAUGAUGGAGAACAAUCUGAGAUCAUUUUUAUGAGGACAAGAACUAGUGCAAGGAUUCCUCUUGUUAGCUGUCUAACAGAUCCUUUUAAGAAGUGUCCAGUAUUACCAAAUUGCAACAACUAUAAGUAGUUUACAGUUGAUUACUUUAGAGUUUUAACCUUAAAAUUGAUUGAGCGAUUGAAGACACUGAAUGGUUGUCAGUGCUCACAGGUGUGCCUAAAAGCUUUGGAACCAGGUGAUAAAAAUAGGAGAUUGAAUACAAGCAUCCUUAUUCAAUAUACUAGGCCUUCGGGAAGCUAUAACAUUCUGAUAGAUGCUGGAAAAUACUCUUCAGUGGUUUCCUACCUUUGGAUCAUAUAAUCAUAAGAACUGUUUCAAGUCUAAUGGUGGAAUGUGAAGUGCAUUUUACAUAUUUUAUUUUUAAAUAUUUGGUCUAACAGCUAGGUCAUCCUUCCAAUAUCUUUUCCUCCACAGUUUGGUGGGAUGUGAUCCAACAACCUCACUAUAAAAAGCAUCACUGAACUUUAGUAUCUAAUGUAGCUUUCGUAUUAAUGAUACCUUGUGGAUAUAAAGAAACACAUUUUGUAACUUACAUUUUUGCAAUUUGAAGUUUUAUUUUUACCCAUUUUAGUUCCAUCCACUUCAAGAUGAUUGGACAGCUCAAGUAAUAAUUGAAAUAAAAGUUGUAUACGCUU
Messenger RNA from Rubroshorea leprosula, 1256 nucleotides. Lineage: Eukaryota; Viridiplantae; Streptophyta; Magnoliopsida; Malvales; Dipterocarpaceae. The record is from the annotation of a GenBank genome assembly.